AUGAAUUCAAAGUUUAUAAUUUUGAGUAUUGCUUUACUUAUGCCUCUUUACUUAGCUUAGAAUGUUUCUAUUGAAUAACUCCUAUCUUACAAUAAGUGGUCAAGUUAAAAUUUAAGAACUUUCUUGAACGAUGAAGAAAAGCUAUUUAGACAAUUUGUCUUCUUUGAAAACUUUCAAAAGGUCAAAGAACACAACAUUCAAGAUAAUCACACUUACUAACUUGACUUAAACUAAUUUUCUGAUAUGAUGGAAGAGGAGUUUGUUGAGAAAGUUCUUAUGAAAUCUGAUUUAGUUGAUCUUCACAUUCAAUAAGCUACCAGUAAAAACGCAACUUCUUCUACAACUGGAGGAUCUGCUUCAUCUAAUUCUACAAAUAGUACUGCAAAAGUUGCAAUAGACUGGAGAAAUAAAGGUGCUGUGACUUCAGUUAAAAAUUAAGGUCAGUGUGGCUCUUGCUGGGCAUUCUCUGCAGCUGGUUUAAUGGAAUCUUUUAAUUUCAUUAAGCAUAAAAAUUUAACAGAUUUUUCUGAAUAGUAGCUUGUUGAUUGUGUGAACAUUUCAAAUGGUUUUUAUUCUUAUGGAUGUCAUGGAGGAUGGCCUGAAUAAUGCUUAGAAUAUACCGCAAAGUUCGGUAUCACUACCUUACAAAGCUAUCCAUAUGUUGGUGUUUAAAAGAAGUGCAAUGUUACUGGAACUAACAAUGGUUUUAAACCUAAAUCUUGGGAGCAAAUUCCUAAUACUUCUAAAGAUUUAUAGCACGCUUUAAAUAAAUCACCAGUUUCUGUUGUUGUUGAUGCUUCUACUUGGAGUCACUAUAGAUCUGGUGUCUACAAUGGCUGUGACUAAAACAAAAUUAAGCUUAAUCAUGCUGUGUUAGCUGUUGGUUAUGAUUCCGUUGGUAAUUGGAUUGUUAAAAAUUCUUGGAGUACUUAUUGGGGUGAGCAAGGUUAUAUUAGACUUGCUCCUAAUAAUACUUGUGGUAUUUUAAGCUAUAAUUACUAAAUUACAGCUUGA
Molecule: messenger RNA, 1014 nt
Organism: Tetrahymena thermophila SB210
Lineage: Eukaryota; Ciliophora; Oligohymenophorea; Hymenostomatida; Tetrahymenidae
Product: papain family cysteine protease
Exons: 1
Cellular component (GO): lysosome
Molecular function (GO): cysteine-type endopeptidase activity
Source: RefSeq, a predicted model, not a curated record